Hydractinia symbiolongicarpus is the source of this 546-nucleotide messenger RNA. RefSeq lists its product as uncharacterized. The coding region runs from base 68 to 496 and encodes 142 amino acids. The transcript has 2 exons. NCBI's taxonomy places the organism in Eukaryota, Metazoa, Cnidaria, Hydrozoa, Anthoathecata, Hydractiniidae. The record is from RefSeq and is a predicted model, not a curated record.
ACAUGUGCACUUUAGAAGUGUGCCAACAGCGAGUACAACCUUGAAGUUUGAAGGGAAAACGUCUGUGAUGUCCACAGUGUUAUCAGACGUUCUGAUGCAUGCUCUUGAAGAACCUCACAUCUUGUUCACCUUUCCUUCUAAAACCAAGAGAUCUGAUGCUCAUAAUAAAUGGAGGCAACUUAUUAAUCGUGCCAGCCCAAAAAAUCCAGCAAAGUUGAUGACAGUUACACUCAAACAACGAGUUUGUUCCAAACAUUCUGUUGGUGGGGAACCAUCAUAUGAGCAUCCUUUUAUCCAACUGUAUGUCUUGCUUAUGAAUCAGAUUCAAGGACUGAGAAGUUUGUAUCCUCUGCAACACGUCAACAAAAGUUGUCAUAUUCAACAUCGUCAUCAAAAAAAGCAAACAUCUAAAACAAAGAAAGUGGAUCCCAAUAUUGAAAGUCCUUGUGUCAGUAGCAUCAUAGCAUCAAACGGUGACAUUAAUAUUGAUAUUUAAUGUUCUGAUACUAGCAUUGAAUCUUGUAUUUUUUCACCAUUUUACCACAG